This is a messenger RNA of Quercus lobata, 2488 nucleotides long. RefSeq lists its product as uncharacterized. NCBI's taxonomy places the organism in Eukaryota, Viridiplantae, Streptophyta, Magnoliopsida, Fagales, Fagaceae. Bases 1313 to 2125 code for a protein of 270 amino acids. The transcript is spliced from 5 exons. The record is from RefSeq and is a predicted model, not a curated record.
GCUGCCUUUGAUUUACACACAAAAUCUGUCAUUGUGUAGCCUCCACGAUUUGCCGCGCAUGAUCUGGUUUUUCAGCUCUCUAUUUUUCUCUUUCUUUCAUUGUGAGAGUGUGUUUAUAGUGUUUUGAUAUAUUCUUUCAUUGAAUCUGUGUGAGUGAAUCAUCAUGAGUGGAUGUGGAGUUAUACUGUUAUGGUCUUUUGAUUUUUUUGUUUGAGUUUUGAAUCUUUGAGACCGAGUGUGUGUGGGGUUAUAGUGUUCUUCUGAUUUUUGUAGUUGACUAGUUGAUUUUUGAGUCGCCGAGUGAGUCUGACCGUGUGUGGGGGCUUGUAGGGGUUAAUGGGUUAUAGUGUUUUGAGUUUUUUUUUUUUUGGAAGCCAUAGCAUUUUGAGUUUCUUUACUGGUACUGUAAGUGUGUGGAUUGAUUUGAUAUAGAGUUAUGAGCUACUUUUGCACUUUGACAAUUGUAGAAUUUCAUUUUUUUUUUUUUUUUAAAUUGAUAUAUUCAAGUCUCUUUUGUUUUAGGUUUUAUAUAAUUGAUGUUUCUUAUUAACCCCCUAUACAAAAAUCCUAGAGCUGCCCUUGGCAGGAUGUAAAAGUUUAGUGGAGCUAAGUAUACAUGCAUUCCCAUAAUUUAGAAGGGCAAAUGUAAUAUGAGGCAUCGAUUAGGAUGAUAAAUGAUAAUUUCUCCUUAUUUAUUUGGGUUUAUAAAGAAAAUAAAAUUUUUUGUGACUUUAGAUCUAUUAUUUGAGAAAGUAAAAAUAGCUUUUUUUUUCUUGUUACAAUUUUUUCACGUGAUGCAACUGUUGAGUCGGCUAUCAAAAUAUUAAGGAUGAAUGGACAAUGGCAUUCCCUAAAACUACUGUGUUUCACCUUUUUGUUGUUGCUUCCAACCUCAGUGCUAUCUAGCUGCACACUUCUGGGGCCUGGUUCUCCUUCCACGAACCUCUCAAAUUUCAGACUUUGUUGACUGGCAAUUCAUCUUAUGAAAAAUUGGUGAAGAAUGCUCAGAGGCGGCUUAAAUGCUUCUUCAAACAGUUUUUGGCUUUCCUUGACAUAUAUCAAAUGGGACCCUCCCUAGAGGGUGUUUGUGCUUUCAUUGUGACCAAAGAUUAGAAACCAUUCUCUAUUCACUCUCCAAGCCUGCAAUUAACUCCAGUAAACCAAGUGUUGGAAAGACCCGUCUCAAGGAAAAAGGCAUGUUUACUGAUGAAUAUUUGUAUUGGUUCACAAGUAGAGGGAUAUUGCUCCAUUGGAUGUGAAUGGUGAUGUUGGGGUCUCAGACAAAGAUUGUGAGUCGGAAGUGACGGUGUGGAUGGACAGUUUCUCAAAGUUUCAUAUAGAUGCUGUGGUGAACGGAAUGACGGCGGAGGCAUGGCGCUUUGCCGGUUUUUAUGGUGAACCAAAUACAAACUAUAGGGAGGAAGCUUGGAGUAUGUUACGGAUGUUACGGUCCAAACCGCACUUGCCAUGGUGUUGUAUGGGCGACUUUAAUGAAAUACUCUGGACGGAAGAAAAGAGAGGAGGUAGAAUCAGAGCACAUGACCAGAUGCAAGCUUUCCGGGAUGUGCUAGAUGAUUGUGGUUUUGUGGAUCUUGGCUUCACUGGACCUGAGUUUACUUGGCACAGUAGAAGGUAUGGUCACCUAAUAUGGGAACGGUUAGACAGGGGAGUAGCCAACUAUGAUUGGUUAGCAAAAUUCCCGGCUGCUUUAGUUCGCCAUCUCCAUUGCUUCUCAUCAGAUCAUCGUCCCAUUAAGCUGGUUUUUGAUCCCAAUAGCGAGUCACAACGUUGGUUUCGGCGACCUUUCCGUUUUGAAGAGAUGUGGUUGGCUGACAGGUUAUGCAGUGACACUGUCCUAAGAGCCUGGGAAAUUCAACAAGAAGGCAAUCCCAUGUUUAAGGUGUCAAAGAAGCUCAAGAAGUGUAAAAAGAUGCUCAAGUCAUGGAGCAAAGAUCACUUUGGUAGUGUAAAGAGACAAUUAGCCAAGACAAAGGAGUUAUUAUGGAAAGCUGAAGAGGAAGCAGCCAACGGUGGAAAUUAUGGGAAUGUGAUCCAUCUUAGAAGGGAACUUAAUAUUUUGUUGGAGAAAGAAAGUAAAAUGUGGAGGCAGAGAGCUAGAACAUAGUGGGUGGCAAAGGGAGAUAAAAACACUAAAUACUUUCAUGGAGUGGCAACCCAAAGGAAAAGAAGGAACUUCAUUAAAGGAAUAAAAGAUUCUGAAGGUACUUGGCAGACUGAUGAAGGUGUUGUUUCGAGCAUUUUUGUGGAGUUUUUUACUAGAUUGUUCACCCAGUCACAGCCUCAUGAUCUUAACCGAGUCCUUGAAGGAGUUAAGAGGGUGGUCUCUGCAGAAAUGAAUGCUGAGUUGGUGAGGCCGUACACCAUGGAAGAAAUUGACACAGCCAUUAAACAAAUGGCUCCCUUGAAGGCCCCGGGUCCUGACGGAAUGCCGCCUCUUUUUUACCAAACCUUUUGGCAACAUAUUGGU